AUGAACGACGUCUUAAGCAUGAUGGAGGAUGUCGACAUGCACGUCGUCAAGACACCAUGCAUCUCCAUCAACAGCAUCUCCCAUGACAGUGCCGACAGCGGUUAUCUGUCCAUUGUAACGCCUCAGACCAGCGGCUGUACCCCGAAGAUAACUGGUUAUCGAACGCGUUCGUCUACCGGCGCAUUGUUCUCCACCAAGAAGCAUAGAUAUCGCCCGGAUCCCUUCUUGUGUAAGAGGCAUCGCACCAAAUUCAAUUAUCGUCUCCGAGACGGUAACACCUCCGAGUUCCACAAUACUCUGGAUUAUCUCGUAUCUGAGAAUCCUGUCGAGCACGACUCGGUACUGGAACCGUCGUGCAUGCAUGAUAACCAGAGCCUGGUGCAUUCUACCCCAAGCUGUGCCAAUAAUGAAUUCGACAGGCUGCUUAGCAACAGGAGGAUCACGGUGCCUGUCACCCCCACCAUGGAUUUCCAAAUUUUCUCGCCACCUCUAUCACCGGCGGUACCCUCUUCAUCUGACGUAGCCUCGGAGCCCAUCCUGGAGGAUGCCGAAAUGAAGCUAGUCUGUACGCCGCAUAGUAAAUCGCAACAGGUCAGGACGCCACCGAAACUCAAAGUUUUGAUCCCGCGAGUUGUGAUUUCGCCGAUUCAUACGAGAAAUAGCCCCAUCAUAACGUCAGCGGAUAAUCGUAAGUUGCGCGAAUUGCGUAUCACGGAUUUGGCUGCCUCAUCUGAGAUUAAGCCCAAGAAACUAGACUUCAGCCAUCGCGGUCUAUGUGCGUCGCUGCGGAAUAGCCGAAGAUUUACUUUUGACUAUACGGGAAGAGAAAAGGUGGAUUUCCUAUCUCUUCUUGGAGAAGAGAGCAACCAUUUGAAUCUAGUGUCGAAAAUUUUAUCUUUUCUCACGCCUCAAGAUUUGUGCUCGAUCAGUAUGGUGUCUAGAGUGUGGAGGAAGAUCUGCAAAAGUGAUUCGUGUGCCAAUAAGCGAAAAAUGAGUUUUAUCAUGCGUAAGAACACCGUCAAGGAGAACUUGUGGUUUUUGGUGAAGAAGGCGAAGCACGAAGAGGAUAUACAGACGAGUCCUAAGAGUAGACAUUACGUUCGGAAAGGAUACUUGUUGGAUGUACAGAAUUUGCUGCAAGUUCCAGCACAGCCAAAUAGUCCACCUGUAUCACCGAGCAAAAUUAAAUUUCAUUCCUUCGUUAAGGCUAGUCGUACGCUUGCUAAUGGUGAAUACCUGUUGCCAUGUCCGAGAUGCAGCUUUCCCUGUCAUGUGGAUAGCGAGAAGAACGUGGGGGCCUGCUCGAGGCAGGGUUGCUCCAUCGAAUUCUGCAUCUCAUGCUCGUCGAAACCGCACGCUGGCCCGUGUAAGACACCCUUACUGGCUACCCCGACGAAACGCAACAACAAACGCCUAAUCGCCGGCUCGAGACAGAGCAAACGGAAUUUGCGUCGAUUGUAAAUCGAUUCCUUUUCCUU
Molecule: messenger RNA, 1478 nt
Organism: Atta colombica
Lineage: Eukaryota; Metazoa; Arthropoda; Insecta; Hymenoptera; Formicidae
Product: F-box only protein 5-like
Exons: 2
Coding region: 1-1461 (486 amino acids)
Biological process (GO): negative regulation of meiotic nuclear division; regulation of mitotic nuclear division
Cellular component (GO): nucleus
Molecular function (GO): protein binding; zinc ion binding
Source: RefSeq, a predicted model, not a curated record